GUUUAAUUGCUUUAAUUUUAGAUUCUGAGUUGCUAUGUGAUUAUAACAUUGUAGAAGGAAAUAAACUGCACUUGUUUAUCCGAGAAGAUGCUUCAAACACAACUCAACAGCCACCUGCAGAUUUUUAUGAACAGUUGCAGAAAUUUUUAGAAAAACAUUUUGCUCCUCAGGACGUUGAAAAAGUUUUAGAAGAAUUCCGUAAGAAUCUUUCUGAUCAGUUGAGACAUCUCAGUUUGGAUGAUAUUGAACGUAUUGCAACCUUCCAUUUGGACUCUGACAAAGACCAACAUUCUCAGCCAUGUGCCGCAGAACCCACCCCGAUGCACAACUAGAAUAUUACACUAAACGAUGGCGAUUUGGCUAUUAAAAUUCCAUUUUCCAUUAGAAUUAUAGUCUGAAGUAUGCUGCUGCUGAUUUUUAUGUACAAGACUGUUUCCUUUGUCUAGAAAUCUAAGACUUUAUAUAUAUAUGCCUUCUCAGAGUACCUUUUACUAAACUCAUUAUGUUAGGCGUGUGAAAAGUUUGGUAUUCUUGUUCUUCAAAAUACUAUACUUAAGCUAUCAUUGUUCUAAGUUUUUGUAUUUUUAAUGGUGGGAUAGUGUAUUUAUUGUCUGUGUUUGAAAAGAAUAUAAUGAUACCAUUCAGUGCUAACUCUUUGUGUAAUCAUUUAUAAAUAUUUUGUUUAAAGAUUUUUCCCACCAGGAGAAUUGUCUUGUUGCUGUCAUUUUAUAUAGUUAUUAUUUGCUUGAUUUAAAGUUGAUUGAUGAAGGCAUUAUAAAUUGUUCUAAAGCAAAGUAAUACAAUGGUAAAAAGUUCUUUAUUCUGUGCUUUUUAAAGUUGUAUUCAAAAUAAUAACAUUAACGAAUGACAGUAUUUGUGAAGUAAGUAUGUACAUAUUUGUGUCCUUCAAUCCCUGCUGUAUUAUACCUUAAAUUCGUCAGCACAUUAAAGAUGUCUUAACUUAAAUAUGUAUAUGUAUAUUCUUCUGUUACUUAUGCACCUGUCCUGCAGCUGAAAAAGAACACCAACUCAAAUACAAAUCAGCUUUAUUAAUUUUAAACAAUAUAUACAAUAGUACAGUUUACUGAAUUUUUGAUACAUGCAUUAUAAAAAACUUGAUGAUAAUGCUAAAAUGCUUUAAAUAUUUAAAUUAACUCGUCGACAUCUGUAGCAUGUUUGCAUUUGGUAUCUGGAAGGAAAUUUUCAGAAUUCUUGAAAUAUCUGAAUAGCAUUAGUUAUCCCUUCUUCAUAAAUAUAAAUUUCUUUCUCAUUUUUUAAAAAUUCUCAAGUUUCUGAAUCAAGCUUAGUGAAUUUCGUAUAGAGCAUUACAAUAUUUUUUCACUGAAGGAAGGAUAACAUUAUAUAUACAAUUCUUGAAAACAGAUAACUGCUUUUAAAAGUGGCUUUAAAAUCAUUAUUAUCCAUAUAAUGACUGAUGAUAAUGAAUUUAUUGUUCAUUGUUUUCUGAUUUUUUAACUUCAUUGUCAAAACAGUUUAUAAAAAACCAAGUUGAAGUGCAUGACGUACAGGAAUGUUAGCUACACUGCAUACACCAUCUUGUGAUUAGCACUAUUUACAAAUGUAAAAACUUGAAUGCUUAUUUUUCAUCACAGUUUCGCACUUAAAGUAAGGUACAUUCUUGCAAAAAGUAAUCUUUGGCUUUAAGUAAAUAAUUUCUUGGAAGUUUUUAUUAUACACUUUCUUUUUCAUUCAUUUGUAAAUUUUCUGUUCUGUCAACUGCAUUUUCUUUGUCCAGAACUGGUGUCACACCAACUCUAAGUCUCUGUAAGUAAUUAUGUGUAACAUAAAAAUAAGUAUAUCAUCCAUAAGGAUUUUAAUUUAUAUAUAUGAAAAAAACUGUGCAUGUUAUACAAGCUGAAAGACAAAUUGGGAGUUAUAAAAAGUCAUAGGCGAUCAAAAUAUUUGAGGAUUCAAUAAAUUUAACAUUUGAAAAGAAAAGAAAAAAAGUUUUUUCUAAGUAAAUAAAUCUCAAGUUUUUUAAAAAAUUAAUGCAUCAUACAAUGUUUGCUUUCAUAAAUUAUUAAUCUAGGAAUGCAAAAAGAAUUAUAAAGUUAGGACUUUAAAGGUAAUUAGCGUUGAUAUGAACUUUAAGAUGCAGAAAUUUGGCAUUUUUUAAAAAUCAAUUUAUAUUCAAAACAUUGAUUUUGGCUGUGAGUAAUGCAAUAUUAAUCAAAUAUUAUAAUUACAAUUUAAAAAUGCAUUUAUCUGUGUAAUGGUAAAUCUAAAAAAAUAAAACUUGAAUGUAUAAUAAAA
This is a messenger RNA of Stegodyphus dumicola, 2274 nucleotides long. Its product is annotated as ubiquitin-like protein 4A. Gene Ontology annotation, molecular function: protein-folding chaperone binding. NCBI's taxonomy places the organism in Eukaryota, Metazoa, Arthropoda, Arachnida, Araneae, Eresidae. Gene Ontology annotation, biological process: post-translational protein targeting to endoplasmic reticulum membrane; tail-anchored membrane protein insertion into ER membrane. The record is from RefSeq and is a predicted model, not a curated record. Gene Ontology annotation, cellular component: BAT3 complex.